CGAAUAACUCUUUUGGAAAGUAAGCAACAACUUAUUUUGGAUAAUCAAAACCAAAUUUUGCAGAAAUUGGAAAACGUAGAGCAAAGCAAUUUAACUGCAACAAGUAAAAUGUACUCAAUCCUGGAACAAAUAAAAAAAAAAUUUCCAGAUAAGCUGAAAAGAUCAUUCCCAAUACCUAGCAUUAACGAGAUGAAGGAAAUCGAAUCUGCAUGCAGCGAGAAUUCAGAGCAUUAUAUUUCCGUAAUUAAAACCCUUAUUGCACCUGAAGGUUUAGCAAAAAACAUCGCACGUUUGAUUGACAGAAAGGUCAUCCUAAUGAUGAAUUAUGAUGGCGUCAAUAACAAAAUUUCAUUUAAGGAAUACAAGUGCUUCAAUAAUGCGAUAUUUGAAGCGCUUAAAAAGGAUGGUUACACAGAGAAGGAAUAUGUACGCGAUAUAAGAACUGCCUUCAAAAACUGCAAAAACGUCUUUUACAAAAACGCGUGUAUUGAAAGGAAAAAACAGUCAUUAAAACCGAUUCAAUAAUCUGUACUCACAUUUUUAUUAUUAAUUUAUUUUCCGCUACUGUACUAAAAUUAUAAUACUCAAAAUUAAUCCUUUAAGUACUGUCCACACUUGAAUGUGAAGUAUUUACCUUUUACCUAAAUCAAUACUUGCCUUACUGAGCACUGAAAUACUAUAUAUUUACUUGAAACCCUUAAAACUAUUAUCAAUUCCUAUGUAUUUAAUAUUAAGAUGCCUCAUAGACAAAAGAGAAUUUUAUUACACAGUACUACAAAAGAAGCUGAAAUACACCCGAAACUAAACUUAUUUUAUGUUGUGACUUGGGUCGAGUACACAUACAAUUUUAAUUGUUCUACUCGACCCUACCUACAACCUACACUAAGUUUUAUUCCUUGAUUUUUUGUGCACUGUGUAAUUAUUCGUUCGCAGCCAGACUGAAAUUAAACUCGCCCUCGAACUCGCAUAAUGGGGCGAUAUGCUUAUUAAAUAAACCGUUCCUACAUAAUUAUAAUAAAUUAAUUAAAAA
Molecule: messenger RNA, 1030 nt
Organism: Rhagoletis pomonella (apple maggot)
Lineage: Eukaryota; Metazoa; Arthropoda; Insecta; Diptera; Tephritidae
Exons: 4
Coding region: 109-525 (138 amino acids)
Source: RefSeq, a predicted model, not a curated record